Molecule: messenger RNA, 848 nt
Organism: Pistacia vera
Lineage: Eukaryota; Viridiplantae; Streptophyta; Magnoliopsida; Sapindales; Anacardiaceae
Product: nucleolin
Exons: 4
Coding region: 49-561 (170 amino acids)
Source: RefSeq, a predicted model, not a curated record
CUUUCUCUUCCACUUACUCAUUCUCUGUUUCUUACUUUUGGAGCAAAAAUGGAGGUGGGGAGUUGCAGCUCUUUGGAAAAGAGUAUGUGGGUACCCUCAGUCAUGGAGGCUUUUGUGGUUGAGGCUCUUGUUGCUGCUUCUGAGUCUCUCACCUGCCUUGUCUUGCUGACUGGAUCAUUGCUGAAUGAAAUCGAUGGAUUACCAAAAUUGAAUUUAAUUGAUGAGAGUUUUUCUUUAGAUGAACUUCACAAAAGGGAACGCCCUGAUCCAGAUGUUAAAGAUACUAGUGAAACAGAGGAUGAUGACGAUGAAGAUGAGGAUAACGCAGAUGAACAGGAUGAUGACGAAAAUGAUGAAGAUUUCUCUGGUGAAGAAGAAGGUGAGGAAGAAGGGGAUCCUGAGGAUGACCCUGAGGCUAAUGGUGAUGGAGGAAGCGAAGACGAUGAUGAGGACGACGAUGAUGAUGAUGGUGAUGACAAUGAUGGAGAUGAAGACGAAGAUGAGGAAGAUGAGGAAGAAGAGGAGGACGUUCCUCAGCCACCUACUAAAAAGAGAAAGUGAAGACUAACAAUAGCUCCACUAGCUUCGAUAUGUUUCUUUACCUUUGUCUCGGGAGCUUUUAGUAGGGAAGGUGGGAUUUAGUUGAUCAGAUUGCUUAGAGUAGAAAAAAUUGCAUCCCCACUAUGAAUGAGCAGCUUUUCGAGUGUUUAUCUUGUUAUUUCGGAUAUAUCAUGGUACAUGUUGUCGAUGCGGAUAUUGUGCCCAUUCGUGCUGAAUUUGUAGAAAUUGGGCAUCUUUAUUCCAGUUUAUUUAUGACUGAUGAGUAGAAGUUGGCUGGCGUUGGCUCA